UACCGUAACAUUUAAUAAAUAAACACAAACUGGUGUCAGAAUAAUUUGAAAAACUGGUUUGUGUUAUUUUUCAGAUGGUGCAGCGACUGACUUUCCGUAGGAGACUGUCGUACAAUACGAACAGUAAUCGCAGGAAGGUAUCAAAAACACCUGGUGGGAAACUUGUCUACUUGUACAAGAAGAAGUUGGGCAGUAUACCAAAAUGUGGAGACUGUAAGGCUGUUAAAUUACAUGGUAUCACUCCAGCAAGACCUAAAGAACUUAUGUCCAUGUCAAAGAGACUGAAGACUGUAUCAAGAACAUACGGAGGUUCAAGAUGCCACAAAUGUGUCCGAGACAGAAUCAUCAGAGCUUUUCUCAUUGAAGAACAGAAAAUUGUGGUUCGUGUACUCAAAGCACAGGAAGCCAGCAAGAAGUCAUGAUCAUUUUAAUUGUAGACAUGGUGUAAAUAAAGAGAAAAACUUCA
Mercenaria mercenaria is the source of this 466-nucleotide messenger RNA. RefSeq names its product 60S ribosomal protein L34-like. The transcript is spliced from 5 exons. Gene Ontology annotation, cellular component: ribosome. Bases 75 to 422 code for a protein of 115 amino acids. The record is from RefSeq and is a predicted model, not a curated record. Gene Ontology annotation, molecular function: structural constituent of ribosome. Gene Ontology annotation, biological process: translation. NCBI's taxonomy places the organism in Eukaryota, Metazoa, Mollusca, Bivalvia, Venerida, Veneridae.